Acipenser ruthenus (sterlet) is the source of this 2481-nucleotide messenger RNA. Its product is annotated as CD82 antigen-like. The transcript is spliced from 9 exons. Lineage: Eukaryota; Metazoa; Chordata; Actinopteri; Acipenseriformes; Acipenseridae. Bases 94 to 855 code for a protein of 253 amino acids. Gene Ontology annotation, cellular component: membrane. The record is from RefSeq and is a predicted model, not a curated record.
UACAACACAAGACAGCCAACUAGACAGAGCAAAGUUUCGUUAACCAGCCAGACAGAAACAUUUGUGACAUCUGAAUACCACAGAGUCAACAAAAUGAACGUCCAAGACAGAAUUUACAUCCUCAGAUACUUUUUUCUGUUUUUCAAUGGUAUCUUCCUGAUUCUAGGAAUUGUUCUUCUGGGUUGUGGGGUGUGGAUUCUGUUUGAAAGCAACACUUUUAUUGCUACACUCCGCACUACUGAUGAAAAAAUUCUCUCAGUAGUAUUUGUAGCAUAUGUUCUUAUCGCUAUUGGGUUUGUCGCUGUACUGGUUUGCUUCAUGGGAUGCCUGGGGGCAUACAAGGAAAUCAGAUGUCUACUAAUAUUGUAUAUGGGAUGCCUGUUCAUAAUACUUGCUGCUCAGGUUUUUGUAACGUUUACAUUGUUAGCGAACAACGGUAAAAUUAAAACCUUCAUGGAUAAGAAGGUUACUGACAUGAUUAAGGAAUAUGGGAGUCCAUUUGGCACUGAUGAUGACAAAAAGGACUGGAAACUUCUGGAUGUAGUGCAGAAAAGUCUUAAAUGCUGUGGAAAAGUCAACUCAACUGACUGGCUAAGCAAUGACUAUACUAACAGCAGUGGUGUUUAUCCUUGUUCGUGCUUCAAUGGAACCAGUUCAGAUGAUAAGCUAUUUUGCAGUCUGUCACAAGAUGAAAGUGUCUAUGGCACGGCCUGUGGAGCAUUAAUAGAAGAGUGGCUGUCAAGCAACAUCUUGUCAAUUUUAGGCAUUGACUUUGGACUGGCUGUCGUACAGGUCUUACAGUUUGUAUUUGCACUGUAUUUGUUUAGAAAUAUUGGGAGAAGGCAUACAAUGUAACACAGGCGACUCAAGGACUGAUAAAGAAGAGAAGACUUUGGGAAUCAUGGCUCCAGGCCCUAUAUAACGGCAGCAUUAUUAUCUAUAAAGGCAGAGCUUUGGUCUAACUCCGUCAUAAGAGCUGAUUACAAUCCAACAUUAUACUGUACUUUGUCUCUGUAAACCACUGACUAAACUUUUUAUUAAAGCUAAACAGUGACUAUGACCUGCUUUUUAAUAAUAUCCGUAUUUCUUUUUAUCUAAAGGUAAUUUAUAAGGUAGUUCAAUUUAAAAGUUCCUGUAUCCAUUUCACAGUCCGACAGGCCUAUUAUUUUAAGUGUGAAAUAACAUUCAACUUUUUAAGUACAGUAUGUUUGUUGUUUAUUUGUCUGUUUUUAAAUUUAAAAUGGGGGUGGGGGGUGUUGGUAGUUAUUCUGUUUCAUUAAACUCAACUCAACUGAAAUAGCUUGUUGUAGUAUAUAUAUAUAUAUAUAUAUAUACCGACGACCUCCAGGCUAUAGGGCGCAUCCAGCACUCCAUGCGGAGUGCCUUUACCGGAUGCGCCACUCGGGAGCCCGUGUGAAUGUUUCUUAAGUGUUCUACGAACCGGUCUGCUAAACAGCUUUUAGUUUCCCUGAUAUACAAUUUGUUGCAUUUCUUGCAGAUAAUGCAGUAGACUAUUCCUUUAGAGGCACAUGUAAAAUGUUCAUGAAUGUUGAAUGAAGAUUUAGUGCCUGUAAUCUCUAUUUCAGAAUGAAUGUAUUUACAGGUAUUACAUCGUGGUCUAUUACAUGGAUAUGUGCCUUUCAACGGUUCCUCAGAAGGACGACUAUCACUGUGUACCACAUAUUCUCUUAUAUUCUUGUCUUGUCUCUUCUAUAUGACAUCAAGGGGGGAGUCUUGAAAAUAGGUACUGUAGAUGGGUCUUGUUGUAAAAUGUUAAAGUUUCUUUGCACAGUUGUCUGUAUGAAUUAUCUAUUUUGCAAAAAAACAAACUUUCCAAUUAUUAACCUAAGAAAUUGUACAAAGAAAACUACAUGACACAUUUUCUUGGUUAACGCUGAUGUAGUUUCUUUCAAAUAAAAUGCAAUUAUUGAUGUAUAUAAUUGAGAAAGAGGUGUGUUUGUUCCAAUGAUAAAAAAGCUUAUUGUUGUAAAUAGAUUCAAAUGGCACACUGAAAUGUUACAGGGAUAUACAUUUCUAAUAAAAUGUUUGGGGGAAGCAUCUAGUAUCAGUAUGCCAAGAACAGUCUGUAACAGUGAUAGUGAUGUACAGUGAUGGUGAUGUUCAGUGAUGGUGAUGUUCAGUGAUAGUGAUGUACAGUGACAGUGAUGUACAGUGAUAGAGAUGUACAGUGAUAAUGAUGUUCAGUGAUGGUGAUGUACAGUGAUAGUGAUGUACAGUGAUAGAGAUGUACAGUGACAGUGAUAGUGAUGUUCAGUGAUGGUGAUGUACAGUGAUAGUGAUGUACAGUGAUAGAGAUGUACAGUGACAGUGAUGUUGAUGUGCAGUGAUAGUGAUGUACAGUGACAGUGAUAGAGAUGUACAGUGACAGUGAUAUACAGUGAUAGAGAUGUACAGUGAUAGAGAUGUACAUUGACAGUGAUAUACAGUGAUAGGGAUGUACAGUGAUAGAGAUGUACAGUG